UUUCUUGCUCAAUCUUGCAUUGCAUAUUCAAGAGAGUAACUAGCUAAGAAAGAAGAAGCUCUAUAGCAGCAUUUCUUUGUUGGGAAGAGAGGUGUAGAAUUCAAACUAAGGGUUGUCAUGGCGGCGGAAGGAUUUCGAAUUAUACUAUUGCUGGUUGCAUGUUUGCUUCCAUUGUCUGUGGAUGCUAUGGUUCGACACUACAAGUUCAAUGUUGUGAUGAAAAAUGCCACAAGAUUGUGUUCAACCAAACCAAUUGUAACAGUAAAUGGAAAGUUCCCUGGUCCUACAAUCUAUGCCAGAGAAGAUGACAAUGUUCUAAUAAAGGUUGUCAACCAUGUCAAAUACAAUGUUAGCAUACACUGGCAUGGGGUCAAACAACUACGAACGGGUUGGGCCGAUGGGCCAGCAUAUAUAACCCAAUGCCCGAUUCAACCGGGCCAGACCUAUUUGUACAAUUUCACUCUUACAGGCCAAAGAGGCACACUUUGGUGGCAUGCUCAUGUCCUUUGGCUUAGGGCUACUGUCCAUGGUGCCAUAGUCAUUUUACCUAAGCUUGGAGUUCCUUACCCUUUUCCCAAACCACAUAUGGAACAAGUUAUUCUAUUAGGUGAAUGGUGGAAAUCAGAUACUGAGGCUAUAAUAAAUGAAGCUUUGAAAUCUGGAUUGGCUCCAAAUACCUCUGAUGCUCACACAAUCAAUGGCCAUCCAGGGCCUGUCCAAGGCUGUGCUUCACAAGGAGGAUUCUCAUUGGAAGUACAACCUAAAAACACAUACUUAUUAAGAAUCAUCAAUGCUGCACUCAAUGAAGAGCUUUUCUUUAAAAUUGCUAACCAUCAACUAACUGUUGUUGAGGUUGAUGCAACCUAUGUAAAACCAUUCAAAACUGACACAAUUGUUAUAGCACCUGGCCAAACCACAAAUGUGCUUGUAACAGCCAAACAUAAAAUUGGAAAUUUCUUAGUUGCAGCUUCUCCUUUCAUGGAUGCACCUAUUGUUGUUGACAACAAAACUGCCACUGCCACUUUACAUUAUUCAGGCACACUUGGUUCCUCACUCACAACCCUAACUUCUUUGCCUCCUACAAAUGCUACUUCAGUUGCUAACACUUUCACAGAUUCUCUAAGAAGCUUAAACUCCAAGAAAUUCCCUGCUAAAGUUCCUUUAAAGAUUGAUCAUAACUUGCUUUUCACUGUUUCUCUUGGUGUCAAUCCUUGUGCUACUUGUGUGAACAAUAGUCGCGUCGUGGCUGAUAUCAACAAUGUUACAUUUGUGAUGCCGAAAAUCGCGCUUCUUCAAGCACAUUUCUUCAAGAUUAAAGGAGUUUUUACUGAUGAUUUUCCUGGAAAUCCUCCUGUGGUUUAUAACUUUACAGGGUCACAAGUUACAAAUCUUGCAACUACAAAAGGGACAAGGCUUUAUAGACUUGCUUAUAAUUCAACAGUUCAAUUGGUUUUGCAAGAUACUGGAAUGUUAACACCUGAGAAUCAUCCUAUUCAUCUUCAUGGAUUUAAUUUCUUUGUAGUUGGUAGGGGACAAGGCAACUUUGAUUCUAAAAAGGAUGUAAAAAAGUUUAAUCUUGUUGAUCCUGUGGAGAGGAAUACAGUAGGUGUUCCAGCUGGAGGUUGGACUGCUAUCAGAUUCAAGGCUGAUAAUCCAGGGGUGUGGUUUAUGCAUUGUCAUUUGGAAAUUCAUACAACAUGGGGACUGAAGAUGGCAUUUGUUGUGGACAAUGGUAAAGGACCAAAUGAAUCUCUAUUACCACCUCCAAGUGACCUCCCCAAGUGCUGAGAAAUGUACCAAAUAACACCAAGUGUCAUAUGAAGAGAACCACAUAUUUCAAUGUAAUGAACAAACAAAGCCCAAUGACAAGAUUUUCUUGGAGCAUGAGAAGAACAAAGAUGUCCAAUUGACAUUUAUUGGUCUAUUUUUAUUUCGUUUUAGUUGUAUUUUUAUUUCGUUUUUUGUACUCGUCUUUCUUCUUCUUGAAUAAAAUUUUAGGGCUUAAUUAUGCAUAUUAAUGUUAAGCAAAAUUUUAAGAGGUUUUAA
This is a messenger RNA of Medicago truncatula (barrel medic), 2046 nucleotides long. RefSeq names its product laccase-4. Gene Ontology annotation, molecular function: copper ion binding; hydroquinone:oxygen oxidoreductase activity. The transcript is spliced from 6 exons. Gene Ontology annotation, biological process: lignin catabolic process. Gene Ontology annotation, cellular component: apoplast. NCBI's taxonomy places the organism in Eukaryota, Viridiplantae, Streptophyta, Magnoliopsida, Fabales, Fabaceae. The record is from RefSeq and is a predicted model, not a curated record. Bases 118 to 1788 code for a protein of 556 amino acids.